UUUUCACCUUCCUCAUUCCCGAGACCAAAGGAAAAACCUUGGAAGAAUUAUCGAACGAAGAUCAAGAGGGAUUUGUCAAGGGUAUUGGCGCGGCCGGAGAGAAACGAGCGAAUCUCUUCGCUCAUCGAGCCGCCGAAAUCAAGACUUAA
Messenger RNA from Acaulospora morrowiae, 149 nucleotides. NCBI's taxonomy places the organism in Eukaryota, Fungi, Glomeromycota, Glomeromycetes, Diversisporales, Acaulosporaceae. The record is from the annotation of a GenBank genome assembly.